Messenger RNA from Corvus hawaiiensis (hawaiian crow), 4785 nucleotides. RefSeq names its product zinc finger protein 185 with LIM domain (gene ZNF185). Bases 242 to 2542 code for a protein of 766 amino acids. The transcript is spliced from 30 exons. Lineage: Eukaryota; Metazoa; Chordata; Aves; Passeriformes; Corvidae. The record is from RefSeq and is a predicted model, not a curated record.
GUGCCAGUGGCCCACAGGGCCGGGGACCGUGGCAUCCGCUGGAGAAUGCCAGGAAUGCAGAGCAGAGCCUACAGGGAGGGGAGCCCGUGCCGCCGAAUGGAGAAACCUGUUUGAUUCCCCUGAAGGGCGAAACACACCCAAGUCUCCUCCUCAAAACAAGGCUUGGCUUCCCGGAGCCAGCCCUCUCGGCAGGGCUUCUUGGCUUGGAGCAGUCGCAGAAGGGGAAGGUGCUGCUGAGACCAUGAUGUCCCUGGGUGUCACCAAAGGAGGGCUGAUCCCGCCCACGGACGAGGAUCGCCGCAGGAUCAUCCGGCAGAUGAAGGUUCGCACCACGCUGCGAGGGGACAAGAGCUGGAUCCAGCACCACAACUCUGACUCGGACGAGGAGAAGAGCAGCCCCCAGUCUGGACAGGCUGGUGGGGGAUCCCCGGCCCCCAAACCCGCUGCUCCCCAGCAGGACAGGUCCUCUGCCUCCAAGCCCCAGUCCGGAUACCUCAUCAGGGGGGUGUUCACCAGGACCAUCGAUAAGAGCUCGUCCGUGACGGAUUCUUCACCUCCCAAUCAAGCACAGAAAAACACGUUCCUGAAGGGACAGAGCCGCUCCCCCUCCGGAUACAGGAUGACCACAGAGGACUACAAGAAGCUGGCUCCGUACAACGUCCGGCAGAAAUCCGUGGAUGGCGAUGAGGAGGAUGUGCCUUUUUCCCCGGAUGAGCAUAAGAAGAGGACGGAGGCUGCCAACAACGUCCUGCGGCGCUCGGCCGGCCGCGAGCGCGCCUACGUCCUGUCCGCGGCCAAGAAGAGCAACGGCAGCCCGACCCAGGAAUUCCCACCCCUGUUUGCCAAGAGAAUUGAGAUAGAAGAGGAGGAAGGACAGCAGAGGAGGAGUCCAGCUGUGCCGGGUUCAUCCAGGAUUUCACCGGACAGCAGCAGCCCCAAACCAGGCAGCAGGAGCCAAACAUCCCCAUCCCCGAGUGAAACCUCGGGGGAAAUCUCCACUCCUGCUGAAAUCAGGAAUGGUGAGGACAGACAGGCCCCGAAUGGGAAAUUCUCCUUGGAAGCGGUGUCCCAGCCUGGGGAUGGGGACAAAGCUCUGAAGGAAAAGCCUGAGGUGUUGCCAUGGGAUGAGCAGGCCCCCAGGGCCACCGGGGCUUCCACGAAUGGAAGUUUUCCUGAGCACACAGAAGCCAAGAAUGGGUUUUACCCACCCGAGUCCGGCUCUGGUUCCUGGGACAGACCUGGGGAUGCUCCGGAGGAGCUGCUCCGCCAGUCCGAGCCCUCUCCCUGCCAGGGUGACAGCAGGUCUCACUUGCAGCCCGAUGUCCCCUUUCCUCCCACUGAGAGAAGCCCUGUGCACAUCGAGGACACAGAAUAUUCCUUUAAAAGGUCUGUCCUGGGCUAUGAGGAGAGGAGCAGCUCCACGAAACCCGAGGGCCCAGCCCAGCACCAGCCCUACUGGCAUGACACAAGGUUUUUGGACUCAGCCAGCCUCACUGAGAGGGGCCAAGGACUCCCUGGCCGUGACACCCACCCGGAGCCCCCCAGGCUGGAGGAUCCUGCUGAGCCUGGGUCCAGCUCUGUUCCUGGAGGAAGCAGCAUCCCAGCUCCAGACAUUCCACAGGCAAACGAGUCUGACCCACGUGGGGCCAGGAUCACUCUGGACUAUGAGGAACAAACCCUUCCCAGCACAGACAGUCCCCGUGAGAGCCCAGGGGGCUGCAGGCACAGCGAGCCCGCCCCGGUGCCAGCCAGCAGGUCUGACUUCAGCUCCCAGGAGAGUGUCCCCAGUGCCCAGGAGUCCCAGCCCCCCGUGUCCCUGUUCCAGGACCGCCAACCCUUCGGAGGCUCCGUGCCCAGCCACAGGAUUCCGGCCUACGUGGACAGCCAGGUGUUCAGCACCAGGAGCAGGCCCAGCCCGGAUCCCAAAGGGAGCGUUUAUUCCGGGAGCAGCAGCCCCAGGAGCAGCUGGUACGACAGUGCCAGGGGACACGGGGACUUCAGCCCCCCAGCGGCACGCCACGAGUCCCUUCCCAGAGAUCCCACCAUAUCCAUGUCCCAGAGAAGCCACAGGGUGCCGUUCUACAUGGACAGCUUAAACCAUAACAGCUCCAGGCUCCUCUCCAGUUCCAGUGAGAGGCUCUCCAGCUCCCAGCACAGCUCUGUGUACCAGCCUGACUCCAGCACUGCCGGGAGAGGAAUCCUCUUUGUGAAGGAGUACGUGAACACCGGCGGCUUUGCAGCCUCCCCACGCUACGGCAGUGGCAGCCUUGUGGAUUUGAGUGACCAGGAGAGAAGCAGCUACAGCCACCAUAGUUACCUGUCCAGUGCUCCCCUGCACAGGUCCAGUGAGCCCCUGUGCAGUUACUGCAGCCGGGAGAUCCGGGACUGUCCCAAGAUCAUCAUCGAGCACCUGAACAUCCACUGCCACGAGUACUGCUUCAGGUGUGGAAUUUGCCACAAAGCAAUGGGAGAUCUCCUGGAUAAAAUAUUCAUCCACCGGGACAUUGUCCACUGUGACAAGUGCUACGAGAAGCUCUUCUAGGGUCCUGCGGAGCUGGGGAGGCAGCCCGUGCCGGCAGCACGCCUGCGGAUGCAGCAGCUCCUGCCCGGCUAAGAUCGCAGAAUUCCUGCUCCCGCUUCCCUCGAGUUCUUUUCCCUCCCGCUGCCCCGUGGCCGUGAAUGAGUUCAGCACCCGCUGCUCGGUGCUGUCACCCGCACCAGACAAGCGCGAUGGGAAGGCGAUAAGGCGGCCUCAUCCUCAAAGAUAACCUUUUCCAGAGGUGCUGAGCCCCCCAGCCUGGCCUGAGCUGCAUGAAGAUUCCGAGUGCUCCCGGAGCUGGGAGUCAGGCACAGCUCCUCAGGUUUUCCCCAGCUCAUUGCCACGAGUCUCUCCUGAUGCUGUUUGUAUUUCUUUCCCUUGUGCAGCCAGGCUGUGUGAGCUGGCACACAGGCACUGGGAGCCUUAAACACUAAAUCUGGAUUCUUGGGAGGGUUUGAAUUUAGUCCUUAGCAAAAGCCUAUUUCUGCUUCUUUCACCCCCAAAUUCAGCCUAGAAAUAGCUUCUGCCUGAUUUCCAUUUGCUUUCCCCAGGAUUCCAGGAGCACUUGCAAGCUCUAUUCUAAUUGUGUGUCAGCUUUAAUUCCCGUUCCUGCCUCUUCCCUGAGGAUGCUGCAGCAGCACUUGUGGCUGCUGCCUGUUUGGGGAGAUAACGGUGUCCUUCACCUGGUGUUUAACUCGGGCUCUGAGGGCAGGUGUCCUGUGCCAGAGCAGGGACAUCUCCGUUCCCUCUCCUGACAAAGAGCUCUGCUCAGCUGAAAUCCCAAUUCCCCCCUCACCAGGGCUUUGCCCAGACCUUGCAUUGCUGUGAAUUAUUCACAGCCCAAAUGCUUACCAACAGCAUUGAACUUCCAGCAGAUGCUGCACUCAGUAAAAUCAGAAUUGUAUCAUUUUAGCCCUUAACUCAGAGCUGACAGGUUGGGAAUGCUGAAUAGUGAAACCUGAAAGUCAGGUGCCUUAACAAUGUCCAGACUUACUGUUUCCUCAUGGGAAGCAUUAGGAAUCAUAGAACCAUAGACUCCCUGAAUGCUUUGGGUUGGAAGGAGUUAAAAAUUCAUGUAUUCUAAAGUUCAUGGGCAGGGACACCUCCCACUGUCCCAGGCUGCUCCAAGCUCCAUCCAGCCUGGCCUUGGACACGUCCAGGGAUCCAGGGGCAGCCCCAGCUGCUCUGGGCACCCUGUGCCAGGGCCUGCCCACCCUCACAGCCAAGAACUGGUGAAAACCACAUCCACAAGUUCCUUACUGGGACCAGUUCCAGCAGUAGGAAGGACUGGUACAGCCAGGGCUUGUUCCAGCACGGUCAAAGGGGGAUGGUUUCAAGUGCCAAAGCAGAAGGGCCUGUGCCACAGCGCACUUUGAGAUGAUCUUCUGCAGCAAUGAUGUAUUCCCUGAUUGCAGAGCUCCUGAAGUGUCCAUGGCCUCAUGGGGAGCUGGAUUUGUCUGGGUUCUGCACGGUGUCCCCUCAGCUCUGGCUGUCCUGCAGGAACUGUCCCACCUCCGUAACAGCUCCCAUAAACAGCCUCAGCUUGUGUGUCCCUCUCCCCCUGCAUCACCCGCUCCUGCCGUGCCCUCUGAGCUCAGGGGCUGUGUCACCUGUGCUCCUCCAUCCGUGGCCCAUCCCUGAAGUCUCCAAAGGCUUAGCUGGAGGACGAGGCAAUGAGGGAGAGGAGCAGCAGCACCACGCAGACAGGGUGUGCUCAAAGCAGGGCUGGGCUCAGCAAAGGGCUUGGCAAAGCCACAGGCUGACGCUCUGCAGAGAUUUCAGUCUGCUUGUCCUAAACUCCUGUGAUUACCUGAGGAAAAGGGAGUCCUGAUUCCCCCCUGGGCCAUGUUUGAGAGCAGCUCACCGGCGACCUCCUGGCUCUGCACAGCUCCCUGACAGGAGGGGGUUUUCUCCCUUAAAGACAUGUAUCACCCAAAAGGAACCUGCAGCUAUUAUAAAAAUGUUAUGCUUUAUAAUUUGUACUGGCCUGAGCUUUGAAGAAUUGCUGACCUACCCCCCACGAAAAAAACCCAAAUGAAUUAUUCAAAGAGGUGAAUCUUCCUGGUAUUUGUGGAGAAGGGUCACCUGCAGACAGAUUUUUUUUCCUACAUGAUGGAUGAGGUCAUGCAUUUUCUUUCACAGAAAGAUCUUAUUUCUCUUGGGAUUCUGCUGCUUGUGGGGACAAAUCUUGACCAGGUUAUUUCAUGUGAAAUUAAUUAAAUAAAUACACGUAUAUAUAAAGGCUA